Molecule: messenger RNA, 705 nt
Organism: Symbiodinium natans
Lineage: Eukaryota; Dinophyceae; Suessiales; Symbiodiniaceae
Source: the annotation of a GenBank genome assembly
AUGGGUGAAGAUGAGGCGGAUGAGCGGCUCCGCAAGUCGGGCCCAGAGCUCUUCAGGGAGCUCAAGCGCCUCUAUGCCGUUGCAGAGGUGCCAGACUACUUCAAGAAUGGAGUGUGGCGAGAUGACCUGAUGAAGAUAGACCUCCAGCUCAUCGAAGUUCACCGCCGUGAGGCUGGAGCUCCAGACCCGCCACCGCUGUCAGAGGUCAAGCUUCCGCCAGAUCUCCCUCGCGGCGUUGUCCGGCCACACAUACCCACGCCAAUAGUGGGAAGCGCCGCAACGGUGGUGCCGGCCACUGCCACAGGCAGUGCGGUGGCCGAUUUGCGAUUGAUAGCGCUCUUCGUCGCGAAGUGGAAGCUGGACGUCGCACGGACAAAGGCUGCGCUGACCAAGCUUCUUCCAUCGAGGCGGCGGUGGGUCAUCGCGCAUUUCAAGCCAAAGGGUGCUGCAGCGGUCGACGACGAACUGGAGAAGUACAUCGCUGAGUGCCAGGCUUCGAAUUCAUGGGACACGGCCAGCGUGUUGAACGGCUCCACCAACGGCGUCAAGCGCCCAGUCAGUGCCGUUGCUGGGACCGUUGCAGCGACUGUCGACCCUAGCAAGAGGCAAGCUUGUAAAGCUGCGAGUAUCAUAGGAGUGCGUUUGACGCCCCACUUUCCGCUUCCAGCCCAGAGUCUGAUGGUGAGAUCUGGUGGGCAAUGUUAA